GUGUGAACAGAUUAGUACCAUGUAUAGUUGCUUUAGGUUAGACAGGUACCUAAGAUAUAGGCGUCAAUUAUUGCAGAGCGAGCCGUAGAUAGACUCUCCAUUAACGCCAUGAUAGGAUUACGGGCUAAGCUGACGCCUGCGCAAGCUUCAGCUAACAGUAGCUGAGGGGACCAGAGGAUAUCUAUCCAAGUACUCCCAACCCCUCUAGUCCAAUUACUGUGAUAUACUUCCCCAUCCAAAUAUCCAAUCUAUCAGAGUCGUUCGUUUGGUCGGUGGUCCGUUCGCCCCCUCGCAUAUCUGUCCCCAUUGCUCAACUACACGAUGAGCAGCCCAGCAGGUGCAGCCUCAGGCGGUGCGUCGCCGGCCGUCCCAUCAGUUCCGACGGGGCCAUUCAUCGACCCGGCGAAAGAGUCUUUGCCCCCUAGAGCCGUACUGCUGGUAACACCCGUCACGAUAUUUUUUAUUUUGGCGAUGCUAUGUAUCGGGCUUCGACUUUGGGCGAAGCGUAUAAAGAAGAUACCGUUCCGGUUGACGGACUACGCUGUCCUCGUUGCUGCCGUCUUUUCUGUUGGGUAUCUCGCUAUCUGCUGGCUAGUUGUUGAACAAGGCGGUGUUGGUUUCCCGCUUGUACGAGUAGCUCCCCCGCAGCGGACACUUACACAAAAGUCCUUUGUCGUAGCUUGGCUCCUGCAAGCAUGGGCCAAUACCUUUGUGCGACUGUCCAUUCUCGACUUCAUCGCGCAGGUCUUUUCCGUGAAGAAGUUUCGCAUGGUAGUCUAUUUCUUCGAGGGAUGCGCGAUCGCGUACCUGGUCGGCUGCACAAUCACCUUCUUCGCGAUCUGCAGGCCCAUAAAGUACAACUGGGAGAUCGGCCCUGCGGCCUUGCAGCACUGCGGCAACCUGAGCUUAAAGUUCCUUCUCAGUUCCAUCUUCAACCUCAUCCUUGACGUGUGCAUCUUGGUCCUCCCAAUGCCUAUGCUAUGGACGCUGCAGUUGAACUCGCGCAAGAAGAUUGCUUUGACUGUAGUCUUCGGACUCGGUAUAUUUGUUUGCUUCGCUACCGCGUGGCGCACAUACAACGUGGUUCACUUUUCCACACCGGAAGCCAAGCUGAACUUCACCAUGACAGUCGUCGAAGACGCGUUAUGGUCCGGCCUCGAGAUCAACCUGGGCAUCAUCAACGCGUGUCUCCCCGUUAUGCCCGCGGCCUUGCAGCGAAUCUUCAAGAUUCCUUUUCUUAGGCUCAUCUCCUUCUCAACGUGGCGACCCGCCAGCGGCUCCGAUGUCUCGGGUAUGAGGCCGACCUGGAUGCGCCUCAGCGGAAACAAGGGCGAGAAGAGCGGAAGCAUCUCCCGCAAGGUCGAGUACUCGGUCGACAUCGAGUCAGCACACCCUAUGGGUAACAUUCCUAUGGAGAAUAUGGGCUCCACGGCAAAACUGGCUGAGAAUCAGUGGCCGAUGCAUCAUCAAUACACUGCCACAAAUCAGUUCCAGCCUAGUGGACAGCCUCAGGGUCUUCAGGAUCAAUAUCAUUAGCAUCAACGAUGAUUAGAUGCAAACUGAUAAAGGGGAAACUGGGAGGUUUAGGUAAUUGGGAGUGGCGAACUGGUUUGGAGCGGGGAUUUCAUUUUAUUGUACAAUACCUACCAUAUAUCCUGUACAUAUACGUCAGAGAGCUACGCAAUAGUUGUCACAGUCAUGUUUUACGUCGGUAACUGCAUUUUACGAAAUUCUACUUUAUUUCCACUUAAAA
Molecule: messenger RNA, 1753 nt
Organism: Daldinia caldariorum
Lineage: Eukaryota; Fungi; Ascomycota; Sordariomycetes; Xylariales; Hypoxylaceae
Exons: 4
Coding region: 322-1536 (404 amino acids)
Source: RefSeq, a predicted model, not a curated record